CGAAGGUGAAUUUCCAUCAUUCCACAAAAGAGCGAGAUUUAGAGAGCACACAAUUUGACGAGAGAACCGUAGAAACAAGAAAAGUAGUGUAGGAUCUAACAGCUGUAACAGCUGUAAAGGCGAGGUGUAACGUCGCAACGUCGACGACAACGACGACGUUUAACGAUGGAGUCCACGGAGGAGAGGAUACUGCACUACCAGAGGGGUAUCGACAGGUCUGUCUUAGUCCUCGACAAGCCCAGGCUGCUUCACUGUAUUAAAGCACUGUCUAAGUUACCUGUGACAAUGCGACACCUCAAGAGUACUGGUAUUGGUCGUACAGUGAAUGCUUUACGAAAGAUUGAGGAUGGAGUUGGUGAUGCAUCAAAACGUUUAGUGACAAAAUGGAAAGAUAUGGUAUCUAAUACACCUGACAGUGGUGAUUCAGAUGAGGCUUGUGUACCAGAUGAUCCCGAUAAUUAUGAAUCAGUCAAUGAUCAGGAAAACAGUUUGCCUACCAAUAACAAUCCUGUGGAUGACAAUUAUUUGGAUAGUUAUAAUGGUAUUAGCAGGCCAGAGGCAUUAGACAGGCCAGUACUUUCACCUCCUAUGGUUAUUGAUGUCAAUGUCUCGCCAGAAGAACCAGCUCCAAAUUUAAGUGAUGAGGAUAAUGAAUCAGAGGAGACAAACUACAAUCAAUCUUCUAAGAAUUUGUCUAGUAAGGACAAAGAAUCAAAAAAGGACUCAAAAUCUUCCAAUAGUUCAAGACAUUCUAGUUCAAAAGACAAAAAAGAAUUAUCAAAAAUUUCGAAAAAUUCCAAAGACACUGGCAAUGAAGAACAGCAUAAGAAAAAGGACAAGGACAAAACCAAAAAUAAAUCUGAAUCUUCCUGCAGCAAAGACAAAAAAAAUUUGGACGUAAAGAAAAGGAAGGUUGACUCGAGUGACAAUGAAAGUAAUCCUAAGAAGCAGAAAUUAUCAGUUUGUGAAGACGAGAGUGAUAAUGAUGAGGAACUGAACAAUUUUGUAAUAGACAAUGAUGAAGAUCAAGAAUCGUCAUCGAAUGAACGUGAUAGUGAAGUAAGAGAGUCUUCUAAAGACAGACAUAAGGAAUCUAGUCUGAAACACAGUGAUAAAAGCAGCAACAGCAGCAAAUCCAAGGAUAAACGCAGUAGCAGCAGCAGUAGUUCCAGUAAAGCCAAAUUAUCAUCGUACCACGAGUUGAAAAAAGACAAGGAGGAGCGGAGCAAGAAGGAUGACAAACAAAAGUUAAAAAGUUCACACGGUAGUUCCUCUAGCAAUAAGGCACAUAACGGUAAGGACAAGAAUAAGCACGACAAAGGAGAUGACAGAGGGAAGAGUAAAAAUGACGAGAAGGAUAAGAUCAAAGAUAAAAAAGAUCAAAAGAAGUCUAAGGAGCAAAAAGAGCAGACGGAAAAGAAAAAAUCUAAGAGGACUACGAUAGAUGGAAGUAUAGAUUCGAUGUCAGGUACCAGUUUCGCCGACGCACUGGGUAUGUGUUCUAUGCCACCACCUAAAAAGAAGAAAGAUGGCUCAUUGUCCAAGUCGAGUAGUAAGGUUGAAUCGAGCAACACCUUAUCACCGCAACCGUCACCUACUAAACCUAACCCGUCGAAAUCUAAGACUGAAUACAAACCGUCGAGCUCGCCAACUCCUGAUAGCUCACCAACUCCUGAAGAUUCGCUUGCGUUGUUAGCGCCAAACGUCAAAUUAGAACCGCUGAGUAAUGACUUGAACGAGGAAGUUGACCUUGCAUCAACAUUACCCGAACCCAGUCCUUUCUAUAAGCCACUGCCUCAGGUAAAUCACGUUCAACGUAGAGUCGACGAAGAAACGAUGUUGUCUCAAAUCAUCAAUACAAAAGUUCAAAGGACAAAAGUAUAUUCUGGGAAUAAAUCUGGCUGGACUAGCGUGCCGAGUCUUCAAGAGAUUUGCAUCCGCGUGUUAAUAGAGAACAUAGACGCGCUGGAGUACACCGGUGGAGUACCGUUUGACAUUCUUAAACCUGUUCUCGAGCGAGCGAGCGUUGAUCAACUGUUCAUGCUAGAAUAUCACAAUCCUUAUCUGGUCGAGGAAUCAGAUCAGCUGUGGAAAUUUCACUGCAAUAAAUAUUUCAAGAAUAAACUGAGAGAAGAAAUGGAGUCGUGGCGGGAGAUGUAUAUGCGUUGUCUAACCGAGCGAGAAGCCAAAUUCAAAGCUAUCACAGCUAACAUCAAGCAAUCAAUCGAUAAAUCAACUCCAGUGAGAUCAACAAAGCUUGCCUACGUGGAUCAUUUUGUGAAGCCACCACGAAAUGUGUUAAGACAACAGGCAAAGUACGGCACAGCGAAAGUGACGACAUCGGCGUCCGAUCUCAAAAAGAAACUAAUCACCGGCAUCGCUGUCCCUAGCAGUAGUAGUAGUAGUAGUAGUAACAGCAGCAGCAGCAGCAGCGGUAACAGCAGCAACAGCAGUAGUAAUAGUGGCAACUCGAGUUCUCAAGUUGAGAGAAUCUCCGUUCCUCCACCACCAGCUUCUAGAUCCAGAGCUCCUUCGGCACAUCCAAUAAAAAAGGCAAAAGCUCCUCUAAUGGCGAAAGCUCUGCAAGCAAUAAAAGGACGUUACAAGCGAUAGUGCACCAUUUUUCAUUAGCGCAUGCUUAAUUGUAGAAAUAAUUUUAUCAUUAACUAUUUUAAUAAUUUAUUGUUGAGAAGCCGUGAAAAGAAGAAAAAUUAUGCAUUUAUUCUCGACGAUUUUUGGCGUCAUUGUAAAAAACAAUGAAUUUGGGAAAUAAAGAAUUGUUCAGUAAUGUUUUUACAAGACAAAUACUCGUGUUUCCUGUGACAGUCUUAUUUGUACAGUUGCAUUCUGCAUACGACAUACAGAUUAAUUUGUAAUUUUUUAAAAUAAAAAUAAUAAAAAGACGACCUGUCAUCAUUGCAUGUACUGUUAUUCUCCAACAAUUAUCAUUCAGUUGUAGCAUUAUAUAAUAAGAUUGCGCAUUUAUGAUAAAGGCGAAAAAUAAUUUCGUGUAGUUAAUUAAUGGUAAAUCAAUUACCUUCUGAACGUGUGGAAAUAGUGAAAACGUGG
Molecule: messenger RNA, 3069 nt
Organism: Phymastichus coffea
Lineage: Eukaryota; Metazoa; Arthropoda; Insecta; Hymenoptera; Eulophidae
Gene: EloA
Product: transcription elongation factor B polypeptide 3
Exons: 8
Coding region: 166-2613 (815 amino acids)
Biological process (GO): transcription elongation by RNA polymerase II
Cellular component (GO): nucleus; elongin complex
Source: RefSeq, a predicted model, not a curated record